AUGGGCUCCAACGGGAAUUUGUCAGAGUUCACCAUCGUCAAAUAUGCUCGCAAAAUCAGAGCUACACCCAAAGAGAUCGUAUAUAACCCCCGACUUCUUUUCUCAGCGGCCCUAUAUGCCUGUGCUGGUAUCCCAAUCACCUGGGAUCAAGGAUCAUCAUCCGUUGUGGCAUCGCUACCGGGGUUUCAGAAGCAUUUCGGUAUCGACUCUGGUGCGGAUGCCCAUAAGAUCUCCAAUCUCGUUUCGCUCGUCUACAUUGGUUGCGGUGUGGGUGCCGGGCUUUCCUUCUUCGUUAAUGACAGGAUUGGCCGGCUCUGGUCACUGCGCCUUUACAUGCUCGUAUGGAUAGCUGGUCAGAUGUUGGCUACCUUCGCACCGAACCUGCGCACUCUAUACGCCGCGCGUAUAGUCAGUGGACUUGGAAUCGGCCCUCUCACUGUGACAGGCACCAACUCGAUUGUCGAGAUUGCACCAACAGAGAUCCGUGGACUCUUGGCCACGUGGUUCAGUGUAGCUAUGCUGCUCUCCCUCUGGGUCUCCGUUUUCUGUGUCUACGGUGUCUACCAGGCCAUCGCCAGCAGUCGUUUGCAAUACCAGGUGGUCUGGUUUGGGCCGUGCGUCUUUAUCCUCGGGUGUAUCAUGGCUAGCUUUUUCAUAAGCGAGUCCCCCCGCUGGCUGUUUCUUGUUAAUCAGCGCGAAAAGGCCAUCGAGACCUUGGUAAGCCUUCGCGGGCUUCCAGUUGAUCACCCUCGCGUUAGUGCGGAGCUACGAGAGAUUGAGGAAGAUAUCCGCGAACUAAAUGAGGAAAAUGCCGUUCCUGGCAUUCGUGGCAUUAUCCGCGAGACAUUUUGCGUCUCGUCCAACCUACGCCGUCUUAUGCAGGCCUUGAUCUCAUUUGCACUUGCGCAGCUAUCCGGGGCCAACUCUAUCAGCUCCUAUUUUGUCCCCAUACUGACUCUCAUCGGCGCUAACAACAGCACGACGCAUAGUCUCUUUCUGAGUGGCAUGUACAGCAUCGCGAAAUUUUUCUUCACAUUGAUGGCCUCGUUCUUCUUCGUUGAUGCCUUGGGGCGCCGUAGAUCUGCAUUCAUCGGCAUCACCAUUCAGAUAAUCACUGAUCUGUAUAUUGGGAUCUUCAUCAAAUACCGCCAGCAGGGCCCCGUCUCUACCAGCGCCAGUCAGGGUGCCAUAGCGGCCAUUUUCUUCCAUGGUUUCGGAUAUGCUGUUGGUAUUUCAGGCCUCCUUAUUCUCCCGUACAUCUUUAGUGGUGAGUUGUGGCCCAACCGGAUUCGAUCCUUUGGUAGCGCCUUCUCUCAAAUGUUCCACUGGCUUUUCUUCUACGGCGUGAAUGCUGGAAUGCCCUCGCUGCUGGGGUCGACCGACCACUGGGGUGCCUUUAUCCUAUUCGCCUCCUUCAACUGCCUCGCUUUAGCCUACGUUUUCUUCAUGGUCCCUGAGAUGGCCGGACUAGGAAUGGAAGAGAUGGAUGAUUUGUUCCGAGGGCCAUGGUUCAAGGCCUACAAGCGGCCCCGGAAGGGAAACGUCCUUACUGGAGAAGAGGCUGGGGACAAGGUGGAGUUAGUUAACCGUAAAGACUCUUGCUUCCAGUAG
Molecule: messenger RNA, 1611 nt
Organism: Penicillium egyptiacum
Lineage: Eukaryota; Fungi; Ascomycota; Eurotiomycetes; Eurotiales; Aspergillaceae
Source: the annotation of a GenBank genome assembly